Penicillium argentinense is the source of this 1446-nucleotide messenger RNA. RefSeq lists its product as uncharacterized. The transcript has 2 exons. Bases 1 to 1446 code for a protein of 481 amino acids. Lineage: Eukaryota; Fungi; Ascomycota; Eurotiomycetes; Eurotiales; Aspergillaceae. The record is from RefSeq and is a predicted model, not a curated record.
AUGGCAUCCUGGCCCGGAGUCCUGUCCAGCCGUGCGGCGUUGACACCACUUUCGGGACAUUCUUGGUCCACAACCAGGAGCGAGAUCUACGCGUCCAGUGAUGGCUCGUCGUUGCAGGGGAGCUGUCUGGAUGAGGAUCGCCAAUUAUGGAGGGCGCCUAGCUCAACAGUCUCAGGCACGCUGCAGCCGCUGUCCUCUCGUCUGUCUGAGGAAUCUCCUCCCCGAACAACAUCAACAGCCUCGAUGGUCGGCAACCCCGCAGAGGGGAGUAGCAAAAGCCACGACGCAGGUCUCAGCCCGAGAGUCUGGGACAGCAAUGAAACGCAACAAUUCACUUCUCUAGCGCCGUCCCAGCACUUCAACGAUUCUCGUCAUGUGCCUGAUGUUGUCCGAGAUAACAGCGCUAAUCUGGUGAUUCUUCUGGACGAAGUCGUUGCCAUCCUGCAAGAUGUCUCCAAUCAGCGCUUCGUUGUCAGGCAUCUACGGGAUUCCCUUCGACAGGCGCGUGAAGAAGAGGAUGAACUUCGACUGGCACUUCGCAACAAGCUCAAUCUAACUGGCCCCGAAGCGGUUCACGUAGACGCUACGCCAAUCAACAAGGUGAUUGAAGACCUCCAGGCAGCUACGACCUCGUACCUCGCGUUGGAGAAGAGAUAUCUCAAGACAGAAGAGGGGCUAGGGGAAACGGAAUACAGUUUAGACAAGUGCAUGAGAGAGCUCACCAAAGUGCUGCGCCAACAGGGGACACACCUGACCCAACAGCAACAACCUGACAGUGAGACCAAGUACGAUUCGUCGGUGGCCUCUACAUCUACCGGCAAUGUAGGCCCAUUAUCACCCGAGGUGUCGGGGUAUUGCUGUCUGGUUGGAGAAGUCCACAUGCAUCGUGAAAACCUCGGCGCACUCGAAGCUGAAUACCUCUCCCUCAUUGACCAACAGCAAAGGCGAGAGCGCGUGGGCCUCACUCUGGACCAGGAUGGGAGCUCCUUCCUAGAUCGUUACGAAGGCGACAAAGCGGCGAUCGAAGGGGAACUGCGCGCCACGCUCCAGCGGCUAGAAGAGCACCCGCAGCACAGGACUCGUGCAGAGAAUGUUGUAUCAGAUGAGCAGUGGCGGGAUGUUCUGCGAGAUUACCUCCCUGAGAUGCCCGAGGACCAACCGCCUCCAGAUCCUCUGCGUGCAUCUGAAUUAGAUGAUCGGUCCCCGUUCUUCGAGUCGGCGCGUCCGAUCCCGUUGAACAAAUCCAACUUUGUGAACCAUUGGCUUCUGUAUCGCCUCCGCCAUUCGGCCGUCGAGAUAAUGCGAUUCAAGUCACAGCCCAAGUUGCUAAAUUUAGUAGAGGAGGGCUGGGAUCGGGAUCGUAUUAGCCAAAUGGCAAUGAUGCUAUGGUACCGGGAUGAGACGACACAGUUGGAGUCGGCGAGGAGUAACUCGGCUGGUUAUUGA